AGUAAACACUUCAAUAGAAAUAGCAAUUCAGUCUUACGAGGUUUUGCAGGUCGCCAGCUUACCCACUUGAUAACGGUUUAUUCCGGCUGUAUAUCGGUGAUGCCUCGAUAUCCGCACAGUCAAGCAGUUCACAAUCUUAACAGCUCUCAAGGGCAAUCGAAGAGGAAAGCGAGUUUACGACUUCACAAUACAACAACUAAGACAAGCCAAAUAGGAAUCCUCGUCUUAUAUACCCAAUCCCAUCCACUCAGCUCAACUCUCCAAGCGGGAGAGGGAACAGAAGAAGGAAAAGAAAGCAUAAAAGAAGGCAGCCAACACACCGAGAAGCCCGACCCCACCCCAAGAAAACGAGGCAGAAACACUCUCCCUCACCGAAUAACAAACCAGAUUCCGGGAAAUAAAACAAGACCCAGCCUCACAAGACAUUUCAGCUGA
This is a messenger RNA of Periconia digitata, 435 nucleotides long. NCBI's taxonomy places the organism in Eukaryota, Fungi, Ascomycota, Dothideomycetes, Pleosporales, Periconiaceae. The record is from the annotation of a GenBank genome assembly.